Molecule: messenger RNA, 714 nt
Organism: Melampsora larici-populina 98AG31
Lineage: Eukaryota; Fungi; Basidiomycota; Pucciniomycetes; Pucciniales; Melampsoraceae
Exons: 3
Coding region: 1-714 (237 amino acids)
Source: RefSeq, a predicted model, not a curated record
AUGAGGCUUCAGAGAGUAUCAAGCCUUGGAACUGAAAUCUUCUAUACAUUUGACAGCUUACGCAAGAUGAAAUUUCAAAAGAUCUUUGUUACCAUCAAUAUGUUGAUGAAUCACACUGCCCUUAGUAGUGUGAUCCCUCAACUUGAGGCCAACUCAGCCAAGCAAUUAGAAUUGGCUGACCCAUCAGCUUGUGGAUCAUCUGGUGUGGUCUACUCAGGCAUCACUCAAGCAUACAAUCAGAAAUUGGAACAUGCAGCCCAAAUGGAAGCACAGGCAGAGAAGGAGUUUGGAACUUUGUCUCGCGCCAUCCAUCAUGAUAGAGAUUUGAUAGAGUUUCAACCACCAACAGAGUUUGCACCCCAAGCUCCUGGCGUGAUUCCAUCACCAAUGAUGCUUACACCAGCAGCCCCUGGUGGUAUUCCAUCACCAAUGGUGUUUACACCACAAGCCCCUGGCGUUAUUCCAUCACCAAUGGUGUUUACACCACAAGCCCCUGGUGGUAUUCCAUCACCAAUGCCGUUUACACCACCUCACGGGAUUGUACGACCACCAACAGAUCCAAAUUUUCCAGCCAUAUACGCAAGAGAGUUUUGGAAUGACGCAUCUGAUGAUCACAAAUACAAAUACAUCAUAGGAGGAGCUGUGGCUGUAAUUCAUACUUUUGCUGCUGCAUUAUACUCCCUCAUGGACCAUGUCAGAUACGAAAGGCAUUAG